AAGGCAACGCUUGUCAUACGGAAGCCGCGUUGGUGUUUACAGAUGACGUUUGAGCUGUAGCCGCUAUGGGAUGUAGCUGACAGGAGAAACGCUGAAUUCAAGAACUAGUGGAUGGACAGAAGCUGGAAUCAAUGAAAAGAUGCUGGAGUCCUACGUCACGCCGCUCUUGAUGAGCUAUGUGAACAAGUACAUAAAGAACCUGAAGCCAUCUGACCUACAGCUAUCUCUAUGGGGAGGGGACGUGGUGCUCAGCAAGCUGGACCUGAAGCUGGAUGUGCUGGAGCAGGAGUUGAAGUUACCAUUUACGUUCAUGAGUGGCCAUAUCCAUGAGCUACGGAUCCAUGUACCCUGGACCAAGCUGGGCUCUGAGCCUGUUGUCAUCACCAUCAACACCAUGGAGUGCAUCCUCAAGUUAAAAGAUGGAGCACAGGAUGACCAUGACAGCUGCUCCAGCUCCACCAGUCGCAGUGUCUCUGAUGGCUCCAAGUCCACAACAAAACCUCGCCGUCUCCAACAAGCAGCUCCCAGCGACCCAGACCUACCACCAGGUUAUGUGCAGAGUCUAAUCAGACGCGUGGUGAACAACGUGAACAUCGUGGUGAACAACCUGAUUCUCAAAUAUGUUGAAGACGACAUUGUGCUUUCGGUCAACAUUACUGCAGCAGAGUGCUACACUGUGGAUGACAUCUGGGAGAGGGCUUUCAUGGACAUAACUGCUCCAGAACUGGUCCUGAGAAAAGUGAUAAACUUUGCUGACUGCACUGUGUGCUUGGACAAAAGGAAUGCUAGCGGCAAGAUCGAGUUUUACCAGGACCCCUUGUUAUACAAAUGCUCCUUCAGAACGCGCCUCCAUUUCACUUAUGACAACAUCAACUCCAAGAUCCCCUCUGUCAUCAAAAUUCAUACAAUGGUGGAGAGCUUGAAAUUAUCCAUCACUGACCAGCAGCUGCCCAUGUUUAUCCGAAUCUUAGAGCUGAUUAUUGCUCUUUACUAUGGAGAAAUAGGAGGACACAAAGAAAGUGAGGGAGAAGAAGGCACGGGUCAUGUAAGGGAAGGCGGAGCAAGUUCACCUGGUACCGAUGUUGAAAUGGAAAGUUUGGGAUCUAGUCCGUAUUCCAGCCAGGACCUCUACACGGAGAGUGGGAGUCCUGAAGAUCCAGAUCAGGGUUGGAUGUCCUGGGCUUGGUCCUUCGUCCCAGCCAUUGUAGGCGCAGAGGAAGAAGGGGAGGGAGGCCUCUACAUGCAGGGGGACACAGAAGGCAUUUCCAACUACCCUCAGCAGCACACAUUGAAGGACCCUAUUGUCUCUAUUGGCUUCUACUGCACUAAAGCUUCCAUCACCUUUAAGCUGACAGAUACACAGUCAGAGAGCAGCUACUACAGUCCGCAGAAAGUCAAGUCCAGAGAGGUUCUGUGUAUGGAGCAAGAGGGAAUCACUAUUGAGGUACUCAUGAUGGGGGAACCCUUCUUCAACUGUCAGAUUGGCUUUGUCGGCUGUCGGGCACUGUGCCUGAAAGGCAUCAUGGGAGUUCGAGACUUUGAAGAAAAUCUGAACAGGCGUGAAGAGGAUGCAGUGUUCUUCAACUGUGGGGACAACCUAAAAAGUAAAGGGAUGACUUACCUUACCAACUCUCUGUUUGACUACCGCAGUCCAGAGAAUAAUGGAGUAAAAGCCGAGUUCAUCCUAGACUCUGCUAAUCACAAGGAGAGCUACACAGAGAUAGCAGGCAUGCAGCGCUUUGGGGCUUUCUAUAUGGAUUAUCUCUACACAAUGGAGAACAGCAGCUCCAAAGGUUCGCAGGACAUUUCUGGGCUACAUCCAGAGGAGUUGGUACCUGCAGUUCAAGAGACCUCCAUGAAGAGGCUGGUGGUCGGACCUCUUGACAUCCGGCUGCACAGUAGUGCAGCCCACCGUAUCCUCAAGAUGAUCACCUGUGCCAUGGAUCACGAAUAUGAGCCUUAUUGCAAACCACAGCAAGAAGCUAUUGAGGCGAGCCAUGGUCCAGUUAGUCCAGAGGAGAUCUCCCGUCUAGAGGAGUUCAUCCCGACCAGACUCACUUCUGUCACGCUGCUCCAAGUCUCCGUUACCGUCUCCAUGGCAGAGUUCAACCUUCUUCACACACUUAUUCCUGUCAUCUUGGGAUAUAAGGCUACACCAAGACCAGUCUCUGUGCCAGUGGUUCAGCCAGUGCACCCCCUACCGUCCAUGCAGUUUCAGGUUGAAAGGGUGAAUUUUGACCACUCUGUUCCAAUGUAUGGUCCAGAGCUGGUCAGUACUGUCAGUAGCCUUAGCCAGCCCCCAGACAACCUGCUCCACCACUGCUACUCACAUCUCUACCUCAAGGUUUUUGGGUUUCAGGCAGGCUUAACAUGCCAGGACCGCAUGGGAAGCUUCCUGCCUCUCAUCUCCAUCAUCCCUUCUUUCAGCACAGCAAUCUAUGGAAAGCUCAUACAGUUGCCUGCUUAUUGGAGCAAAAGGUCAUCAGUCCCCACCUCAGAGUGCAUUUUUGAGCUUCCGCAUUUUGCUGUACAGGCCACAAGGCCUCAGACACUUUUGCUUCAAGCAAUCUGUCAGAGCUGGACCCACAGUAUGGUGAAUGGAUCCUCAGUGCCAAUCAGUGAAAGUCUGCUUAAUGAGGUGUUCAAAGCUCCAGGUGUGAAAUAUCCAGGCCCGUCACCGACUCUCGAGGGCUUGAUCCAAAAUCUGGAGCUGAAGUUCUGCAGCCGUGCGAUGGUGAAAUGUGCCUCAGGAACUGUGGGAGCUGUAAAAGUGUGCGCCAGGACCCCAGGUUCAGAGGAGGGCAAAAAGGAAAAGCUGGUUCCACUUAUUCAGGGCCCUUCUGACACCAAAGAGCUCCACAUGAGUCGCUGGCUUAAUGAGAUUCGCAAGCCCGAAUCUUUAUUGGCGCCGGACCUGCUGGCAUUUUCUGUACAAGUGCCUCAGCAAGGAGAUGAUUGCAGGAACUCAGGUGCAGUCCUACUGGUCAGUGUCCAGGGCAUAGCUGUAAAUGUGGACCCAAUCAUCUGCACAUGGUUACUGUAUCAGCCUCACAGAGGGAGCAGCAGGAAACAGCAACAGAAUCCAGGUCCAGUUCCUCUCGUCAAGAGGAGAGAAGACGAAGUGUCGGUGGGGAGUGCACCACUGGCCAAGCAGCCCUCCAAUCCGGCCUCAGACUAUGCUAGCAGCCCCAUGAAGACCAAAACAGUGACAGAAUCACGUCCCAUGUCCAUCCCAAUGAAGGUGAUACCAGAGACUGCAGCCGAGGAGUCCUGGACGACGUCUGAGGAGCGAAUGAAGGAACUCUUCAGUCAUGCCUGGGAUGCUGUAAAGCGACUUACUCUCCAGCUGGAUCUCCAGUCAUGCUGUGUGUUCCUGCCUAAUGACAGCCUCCCUUCUCCCAGCACCAUCAUCUGUGGAGACAUACCUGGUACCGUCCGCAGCUGGUACCACAACCAGGCCUCUAUGCCCGGAACUCUGGUCGUCUGCCUGCCCCAAAUAAGCGUCCUCAGUGCUGGGCACAAGUACAUGGAGCCCCUGCAGGAGCUCCCCUUCGUGGUCUCAAAGCCCAUUUUAGAGGAAGGUGAUGCCUUCCCAUGGACCAUAAGCCUGGGUCAGUUCAGUGUUUACACAUUGUUGGGAAAGCAGCAGAGUCUUAGCCUGUUGGAGCCCAUGGGAUGCACCUCCACACUGGCUGUCACAUCUAAACUGCAGGGCAGCUCGGAGGAGCGGCCCUCCUUUGUGGUCUGUCUCCAUGUUGACCUGCAGCCCGUCCAUGUCAAGAGCUCUAACUCUCAGGUGCAGCUUUUAUAUGAGAUCUUCCUCAGCUGGAGCUGUACAUGGGCACGUCUGCAGAAGCACGGUAUUCUGCGUCAGACGUCCAGCAUCCCAGACCCCCCUGCCGGCGCUGCUCCGUCCUCCCCAGUGCGCAGCAGUGCAGGCACGGCUCUCCCCGACACCAGCACCUGCAGCCCCUCUGCAGACUUUGGCUCCCCCACUGAGGGUGACUCGGUGCCUGCUGGAGAUGAUGGUCCAUUCGCAGACACAGUGACUCUGGAGCAAAAAACCAGCAGCAUUGAGGGAACAAGUGGGAAGGUCAGCCUUUGGAUGCAGUGGAUGUUACCUAAAGUCACAAUUCAACUCUUUGCUGCUGAUCCGACUGCAAGAAAGACAGAAAUCUGUGUCCUCAGUGAAUUAGAAGACCUGAGUGCGUCUGUAGAUAUCCAGGAUGUCUACACAAAGAUCAAAUGUAAAGUUGGCAGCUUCAACAUUGAUCACUACCGAUGCAGGCCAGGGCAAUAUGGCUUACAGUCUGGGCAAUAUGAAGGAAUCAUUCUACAUUGCAAGGAGAGCGCUGUGAUGGCAGCUAAAAUCCUGGAAGGUUCUCAUCAGCAGCAUGGUUUCCUUUCGAUUACCUACACCCAAGCUGUGACCAAAAACGUCCGGCACAAGCUGACCUCCCGCCUGGAGCGGCCGUCGCGCAGCAGCAUGACCACUCCGAGCCAGAGGACGGCCAGCGACCCGCUGGCAGACAGCUCGCCUCAGUACCUGAGGGAGAUCCUGCUGACGGCACAACCCUUUGAUGUGGUGUUAUUUUGUCCCUUGCUGGCUACUGUAGCAGGGGUAUUUCAGACUACAGUUCCCAGGCGCUACAGAGAGCGAGGGAAGUCUGCAGGUCAGCCAAUGCGGAGCCACACAUUGACGUCCAGGUGUUUGCCUCUCAUUUACAUCAACACCAGUGUGAUCCGAGUCUUCUGCCAUGGCACGCAAGACAGAAACGCAGCUUCAGAGUCCAGUGAGAAGAAGGAAGACACCCUCGUGUUAAAGCUGGGUUCCCUCAGCAUGGCUCCACAGGCUGACAACCCGCUGACCCGCACUGUGCUGCGAAAAGAUAUCUAUCAGCGUGCACUGAACCUGGGCAUUCUGCGUGACCCAGGUUCAGAGGUGGAGGACCGACAGUAUCAGAUUGAUCUCCAGUCUAUCAACAUUGGUACUGCUCUGUGGGAGCAGCUCAAGCCGGAGAAGGAGGGAGCUAAAGGAGGGGCGUCGGCAGAAAGUGAGAGGAGCUCUCAGAACCCAGCCCUGGAGUGGAACAUGGCGAGCAGCAUCAGACGCCAGCAGGAGCGGAGAGCGAUACUGACGCCAAUCUUGACGGACUUCUCUGUCCGGGUCACUGCUGCUCCUGCCAUCAUCUUCAGCAAAAAUCUCUCUCUGGAUGGUGGACAGACAGAGGAAGUGGUGGUGUGUGGCCACUCUCUGGAGGUGAAUGUGACCAGCAAUCUGGAUUUCUACCUCAGCGUUGCCCAGGUGCAGCUCCUUCAGCAGCUCCUCAGAGACAACCUGGUGGGCUCGAAUGCUUCAGAGAAAGGUUCUGAGGUAAGGAGACAAGAGCAAAAGGGAGUCCAUCCAGAUCCUUUAGGCAGUGGGGACUCUUCAUCACGCCACAGUGGGACGGGACAGGACAGUGGCUUUGGCAGUGACAGUACCCGCAUUCGCAUCGUCCAAAUAGAGCAGCAAAGUGGGACCAGCCAUCACUGCAUUGCGAGGCCUUCUCGCAAGUCCACCAUCACUAAGAACCUCACUUUCAUCCCUUUUGACAUCUUUCUCACUGCCAGUAAGCUAUCCGUUAUGACCUACGCUUGUUCGAGUACCCCAAAGGCUCUCACUACAUUGGUUGAUACACCAAGCACACCAGAGAAGAAGGAACCUGAGGAUAAGGUGGGAAAGAGCAUCCUUAAUCAUCCUGAGAUCAUAUCGGACUCCCCACCGGUCUCGCCUUCACCAACCCCUGAUCAAACCCCAGCUGCCCAGGGUUCACUGGCUGGGCUGACUGCAGAUGACAUCCUGAACAGCAACACCUCUCAGCCACCUUCUCCACUCAUAAAAGGAAGCUUGCUCUCACUUGACGGUCUACCCACUCCAACCCGUUCCUCGGCUCGCCAAGCCCUGGGUGUUACCAUAGUGAGGCAGCCAGGGAGACGAGGGACAGGGGAUCAGGUGUUGGAACCCCUGUUGUACGUGCAGCUUAUGCAGCCUUCUGUUCUGCUUAGCUGCCACCAUCGAAAGCAAAAGAUGGAGCUGUCUGUUUUUGACGUGGCGUUGAGAGGAGUACCUUCUGACUACAAGUGCCAAGAUCCAGGAAAAACUCUCCCAGAGACCCUGGACUACAACGUCUGCUGGGUGCAGACGGUGUCUGCAGAGGUUGACAGUAAAACAGGUGUGCCUCCUCCUCUGCUCUGCUUUCAGAUCAAAGAUUUCCUCAACGGACCAGCGGAGCUAAACGUGGAGCUGUGUCGUCCCCUGAAAAUCAGUCCCACUCUGAUGAAAAUGGAGCAGGCCAAAGCCUACCUGCAGAAGGUCCUGCCAAACUACACAUGGGAAAGCUCCAGCAAAACACCGUCUGCCUUCUCCACUCCUCACUCGUCUCCAAAAAAGUCAGAACAGCGAGCCUUUCCCCCCCGAUUAGAUCCACACCACGAAGCAUCAGCCCUGGGUAGAGCUAGCCCGGCCACAUCUCUGACCUUCCACAAAGUCUCACUGCACACAGCACAAAUUGUCGUAGUCAUGGAGACAGAGGCCUGUCCAAUGAAGCCCAGCGUUACGGUAUCUGUGUCGGCUAUGACGUCGUGUCUCACGAUGAAGACAGGGCCUCGGAUAGACGACCCAGUCGAGUCUGCGUCUGUGCUGUUGACGGUGAAAGACGCGCUGGUGAAAACGGGACUGCGGGACCGGGGCCAUGUGUUCCUGGGGCCGUUUUCCUGCAGCAGCUCCCUGGAAGCUCGGUGGUGCCGGCACAGCGGCAGCCCUGGACCAGAGCCCGGCCCCCCUAAGCUGCUUCUGGACCUGAAGGGAGGUCUCCUGCAGGUCUUUUGGGGUCAGGAACAUUUGAACUGCCUGAUGCUGGUUGAAGAGCAUCUUCGUAACUACCUCCAUCUUCAUAAAGAGGAUUCUAACAAUAGCUGGUCUAAGGGAAAGGCCUGUCACACCCAGCCUCCCCCCUCUCCCGUCGCUCCCUCCCCCAGGACAGAGCAUAGCUCAGAUGACCUGCGCACUGGAAACUUUCAGUACAUUCAAGACUCAGGAUCCCAGAAGCUGCCGGGACCCCAUGAGGUCGUGUUCUACAGCGAGACCGAAGACAGCCCCGGGGUGAUGCUGUGGCGGUACCCCGAGCCGCGCGUCCUCACCUUUGUCAGGAUCACGCCUGUCCCCUUCAACACCACCGAGGACCCUGAAAUAAGCACGGCUGACCUGGGUGACGUCCUACAGGUACCAUGCAGUCUGGAGUACUGGGACGAGCUCCAGCAAGCCUUUGUCCCUUACAGGGAGUUCAGCCUGUCAGAAAGCUGUUCCUGCCAGCUGCAGCUGCCCAGCCUCAGCCUCACUGAUCAGCAGAAGGAGCUGGUGGCCUCAGACCUCUGGAGGAUCGUGCUCAACCACAACGGAGAAGGCGGAGAUGAGCAGAGUUCGGACAGUGAGUGUGGCUCCCAGCUCCCGUGUGAUCAGCUGGUGUCCCCACUUGCGUUGGCAGCCUGCACCCGUGUGGACUCCUGUUUCGCUCCCUGGUUCGUCCCGUCGCUGGGCGUGUCCUUGCAGCUAGCGCAGCUGGAAGUUCACCUCUGCCACCACCUGGAGCAGCUGGGAACAGUUGCAUCAAGGAAACUUCAUCCCUUCCUGCCAGACAGGAAGUUACCUCAAGAACAGGAGUUCAUGGUGAUUGGUUCUCGGGAGCCCCAGGUGUUCAUGCGCCAGUGGAGCAACGGACCUCGUCACUGUCAGGAGAUGAGCUUUUCUACACGGCUGGACUGCAGACUGCUGGAGUAUCGAAACCUAACCCACCUGCAACUGCUCCAGUCCUGUGCACUGCAGGGACAGGCCACUGCCAUCAGCUGCCCCCAGAACAGCUCUUUAACUGUCAAUGUGUUUGUGGAUCCCAUGUUCCUCAACAUUAGCCAGUAUGCCAUCCAUACUGUGGACACUGCACUGCUCAGCUGGCAACAGAAUGGGAACCAAGACGCAGAGGAGCUGCUGUACAGUCACUACGUGAUCUGCAAUGACACAAAUGAGACGCUGCGCUUUGGUCAGGUGGACACGGAUGAGAACGUUCUGCUGGCCAGCCUCCACAGCCACCAGUACAGCUGGAGGUCCCACAAGUCUCCUCAGCUGUUGCACAUCUGCAUCGAGGGCUGGGGGAACUGGCGCUGGUCCGAGCCGUUCAGCGUGGACAACGUCGGGACGCUGCUCCGGACCAUUCAGUACAAAGGACGCACCGCCUCCCUCAUCAUCAAGGUGCUGCAGCUCAAUGGCGUCCAGAAGCAGAUAAUAAUCUGCGGACGGCAGGUGAUGUGCAGCUACCUGACGCAGGACAUCGAGCUGCGAGUCGUUCAGCACUAUGUGGGAGCCGACAGUCAGACGGUGGUCAGGGAGCAUUGUGACUGCCUGGAAGCAGGGGCCAAACUUCCCUCCUACGUGCUGGAAGACGCAGAGAUGACCGAGCUCUGCAUGAGAGCACGCGGAGACGAAGACUGGUCGCAGGACGUAGAGCUGGAGCGGAGGGAGAAGGGCAGCAGCAGCAGCUCUGUUGUUCAGGUGGCCUGUUCCAGCGGCUCGUUGCUUUACGUCUGGUGUACUCUGAUUACCGUUGAGCCGGACUCACACAUGCAGCAGAGACUGGUGAUUUUCAGUCCACUUUUUGUCAUGAGGAGCCAUUUGCCAGAGCCACUAGUUGUCCACAUAGAGAAAAGGAGUCUAGGGCUGAAAGAAACUCAGCUAAUUCCUGGACAAGGCCACCAGGAACCUCUUUUAAACACCGAGGCAGAACUUACCCACCACCUGAUUUUCCAGGCCAGGGAGGAUAAGGAUGCGUCACACUGUGCCGUACCCAUCUCCACCGGUCUAAUCAAACAGAUAAUGAACAAGACAGGGAAUGAAGACAACCCGGAACACAUCCUGGCUGAUUUCUACGGCCCCAAGACCACCACAGAGUCACCAUGGCCUUAUGUCACCAAGGACACUGACAGGUCUGCGCUGGAGCCGCUUGCCCAGUGGGACAGUCCGAUGCAGGUGAAGCUGUCCCAGUGGAAACCUGGACUGAACACACUGCUGGUGGAACUGCUCCCCUGGGCUCUUAUGGUCAAUGACUCUCAGUGGGACCUGUGGCUUUUUGAGGGAGAGACCAUUGUACUGCAGAUACCAGCCGGCAAAGUCAUUGUACCCCCAAAUUUCAAGGAAGCUUUUCAGAUUGGCAUCUACUGGGCCCACACCAACACAGUGCACAAGUCCACGGCACUGAAGCUGGUUCACGAUCUGACCUCUCCUCGAUGGAAGGAGGGGACGAGCUCUGUGGUGGUCACCCUGGACGAGGAGGGAUACGUUGAAGUUGACAUCUCUCUGGGAGCCUUUCCUGGGAAACAGAAGGUGUGUCAGUUCUGUGUGUCCUCUGUAGUGAGGCACGGAGUCCAGAUCCUGCAGAUAGAGGAUAGAACCAUCCUGGUCAACAACACUCCUUACAGCAUCCACUACAGACCUCUGCUGACCAACCACGCCUUAGGAGGAGGUGAACAGUUCUGUGAGGUACCAGAGAGCACCGUGUUCACCAUUCCUCCCUCAGACUCUCUGGCCAAGCCGUGCUCCGUGCCGUGCUGGGACCUCCUUCAGCCCGCUGUCCAGGGGUCGGUGGAGUUCCCUUUGCCUCUCAGACACAUGCUGUUCAGCCUGGUCUCAAAGCCUGACGCUGGAGCCGCAGACGCAGCGUGGAGCCUCCCUGCUCCGGUGAGACCAGACCUCCCCAGGCAGAGCCUGUCCAUACCUGUGGAUCAGGACUGUGGGCGUGGCCUGUGCAGCAGAGCCAUAGUGCUGGCAUAUCAGGAACAUCUUGGAGUGACAUACAUCACGUUAAACGAGGACCCCUGUCCACGCAUGCUAGUUGAAAACAGGUGUCCUGUUCCACUGCUGCUUAAAGAGAACGUCAAAGAGACACCGAGGAGCGAGGUGUUCUGUCGCCCGCUGCCUGCUGACUCUUCCCUCCACCAUGAGCUCUAUCACCACUUCUCCAGCUUCCCAGAGUGCAGACAGAGAGAGCUGCUGCCCACCCUGCAGCUGAAGACCAGGUCAGAUAAAAGCGCCACCGACUGGACAGACCCCAUCGACAUCAACUGCCCCGGCACUCAGGUGGUGUUCCUGCCAGGCUUUGGCUGUCUGUACGUACAUGUGGCGUAUGAGAGAGGCACCUUGGUUCUGUCUCUGGCCCCAGAAGGCGGCGUGGAGGCCGUCAUCAACCAGCACAACAAAUCCUCCAAACUGUCUGUGAGGAUCCUCCUGAGUGAGGCCAGCGUCGUGAUAAGUGAUGACAUCACCAACCCCAGCGGCUCCAUGGAGCUGCUGAGGCUCACGCUGACCAAGCUGCUGCUCAGCCUCGGUCCGGCACCCGCGUCUUUACCCCCCGAGCUGGCCGAAGACUCCACCAUGGCUUCCUGCUCCCUCUCCGUUCUGAUGGCUGACGCGUCUCUGAUCGAGGUCUACUGCUACGGCCUGCAAGUCGACAACCAGCUGUACAACCGGACAAGUUUCCACUUCCCUGUCCUGCUGUGCCAAGAUCAGAGAGGGCCGUCUGAAACCGGGGGUGCAUGGAGCAUCGACGUCAAUCCCGGCAAUUCCCCCGAAGGGUUAGAGGAGUUCAAACGCUCCUGCUUCCUCCAGCUGAGGAUGACAUUGACUGGGGACCGGCGCACUGUGGAGGAGGUCAAUUUCCAGCUCCAGCCUGCCAGAGUUUACAUCGAGGACACUUUUGUUUACUACAUCAAGACGCUGUUCGACACGUACAUCCCCAGCAGGCCAGCGGAGGCCAAGAGGGGCAGAGAGCCUGGAGCUCUGAUCGUACCUGAGCAGAUGCUGCAGUCGGUGCAGGCGUUGGUUCACCCUGUGAGGCUGCAGAGACUCUCCAUCCAGCCAGUCCACCUGCUGGUCAGCAUCCACGCCUCCCUGAAGCUCUACAUCGCCUCAGACCACACGCCCCUGUCCUUCUCCGUGUUUGAAAGGGGGCCGGUGUUCACCACAGCCAGGCAGCUGGUUCACGCUUUAGCCAUGCACUACGCUGCUGGAGCGCUCUUCAGAGCUGGUUGGGUCGUGGGGUCCCUGGAGAUCCUCGGCAGUCCCGCCAGCCUGGUGCUCAGCAUCGGCAACGGCGUUUCCGACUUCUUCCGCCUCCCCUACGAGGGCCUGACCCGGGGGCCCGGGGCAUUUGUCAGCGGGGUCUCCAGAGGGACCACGUCGUUUGUUAAGCACAUCUCAAAAGGCACCUUGACAUCCAUCACUAACCUGGCCACCAGUCUGGCGCGGAACAUGGACCGCCUGUCCCUGGAUGAAGAGCACUACACCCGGCAGGAGGAGUGGAGACGGCAGCUUCCAGAGAGCCUGGGGGACGGACUGAGACAGGGACUGUCUCGCCUUGGAAUCAGCCUGUUAGGAGCCGUAGCCGGCAUCGUGGACCAACCCAUGCAGAACUUCCAGAAGAACUGGGAGACGCAGAGCUCAGCUGGGAGCAAAGCCAAGGGGGUGAUCUCUGGAGUGGGGAAAGGAAUUGUGGGUGUGUUCACCAAGCCCAUCGGAGGAGCAGCUGAACUGGUGUCACAAACUGGAUAUGGGAUCCUCCAUGGAGCGGGUCUGUGGCAGCUUCCUAAACAGCUCUACCUGCCUGCAGAAGAAAAGUCUGCUCUGGCCUCCAACAGCCACCUGAAAUAUGUCUGGAAGAUGCUGCAGUCUCUGGGGCGCCCGGAGCUCCACAUGGCCCUGGAGGUGACCAUAGUGAGCGGAUCGGGUCAGGAGCAUGCUGGCUGCCUGCUGCUCACCUCCGAGGUUCUGUUUGUGGUCAGCCUGUGUGAGGACACGCAGCAGCAGGCCUUCCCCAUCACAGAGGUGGAGUGUCAGCAGGAGCCAGAACAGCCGGGUCAACUCACACUCACCUUACAGCAGCAGACGCUGAGCAGCGACUCUGAGGGUGACGGCGUCCGGGAGCGUUUAUCAGAGCAGCAGUAUCAGCGGCUGGUGGAUUAUGUGAGCCGAGCCUCCCAGUUCGUCUCUCUGUCUGCCGCUGCUCUUCAGCUCCAGCCUCCAGUCACCCUUGCAGAACCCCCACCCUCUGUCACCAAGUGCUACCGCUACCUGGUGGAUCCUGCUUUUGCCAAGGUGUUUGUUAGUAAGUUCACUAUAGUGAAGAACAAAGCUCUACGCAUCGGAUUCCACUGAUAAAUCUGACUUAUGCGCCACAUUUAACGUUUGCCUUAAAACCCUUUCACUCUGUGCUUAAUUCCUAACAGUUACCAUGUGAACUAAUCCUUUUUUUAUGUAACUGGUCGCCUCAUGCCUUAGAGGUAAAGUUUUCUUACAGAAACGUGGAUUGGUAAAAAUCCUUCUGUUAAUGUAAGCUCUAAUGUUUGAGUGAGCAGGCAGAGUAGAGAAACACUACAGCAGAGUUUCAUCAAGUUAGUCUAAAAAAAACCUCAGUGUCAGAAGAAAUAUUCAAGCACUUUGAUGUUUCAUUCUUUCUGAAGCUGUUUGCAGUGCUUCAGGCUCUGUGUGUUGACAUUCUGUGAAUUAUCCCAUGCCAAUGUAAAGUGCAAUAUUUAUACAUGUUGAUGGACUCUAGAGAUACCAGCUGUUGACCAAAAGUUUUACAAUGAUGUAACAUGCUUGUUUAAAAAUAAAAACACUGUUAUUUGUACCUUGUGUUCAUGCCAAACCCUACUGAUGCAAACACGUUGCCUUUUUUAUGGUGUCACUGAGCUCUCCAUGAAAUGUAAUUGUUGAUCUGAAACUUAGAAACUUAAUAAAAAAAAUGUAAUUCA
Molecule: messenger RNA, 12837 nt
Organism: Xiphophorus couchianus (Monterrey platyfish)
Lineage: Eukaryota; Metazoa; Chordata; Actinopteri; Cyprinodontiformes; Poeciliidae
Gene: vps13b
Product: vacuolar protein sorting 13 homolog B
Exons: 68
Coding region: 140-12238 (4032 amino acids)
Source: RefSeq, a predicted model, not a curated record